Solea senegalensis (Senegalese sole) is the source of this 4561-nucleotide messenger RNA. It is a transcript of the gene peli1b, whose product is annotated as pellino E3 ubiquitin protein ligase 1b. Lineage: Eukaryota; Metazoa; Chordata; Actinopteri; Pleuronectiformes; Soleidae. Bases 614 to 1894 code for a protein of 426 amino acids. Gene Ontology annotation, molecular function: ubiquitin protein ligase activity; protein binding. The transcript is spliced from 7 exons. Gene Ontology annotation, biological process: protein K48-linked ubiquitination; regulation of Toll signaling pathway. The record is from RefSeq and is a predicted model, not a curated record.
AGCUCUAGAGAACGGGCAGGACGGGUCAGUUCAGUGUUUACGCUGAGAUGCUCAAAACAAAGGACAGCGCACUGAGAGCCUGUCACUGAACACAACGGCACCACGACCAGCUCAGCUCACUCUCUGGUGUCCCCUAACUCCAGGAAGAGGAGGACGACAUAAAAAACCUUUAUGGCGUAUAUUUUUUUACGAUACAUUUUCAGGUUUUGGUGACAAACCAUCAUUGAGGGAGAGAAGCUGAGGCGAAAUUGUCUUAUGGUGUGUGUCUCUGUGUGUAUGUGUGUGUGUGUGAGAGAGCCGGUGGACUGGAGCGUUAGCUAGCUUGCUCACCUCAGCAAGUUGGUAAAGGCAGCAGCAGCAGCAGCGGCGGCGGCGACGACACAGUGAGCCACACCAAGCAGAGACAUCAACAGGACUAAAUCAUUUACACCGCAGGCACAACAAACUGCGAGAGGGAGAGCGAGAGAGCGACACAUGAAGCAUGAGAGGGUGGAGCUGAGGCUCAGCUGACCUUUCCCCUUCCUUUCUCUCCUUUCCCCUUCCUGUUGCCCUGUUGGAUCUCACCCAUCUUGCCUCUCCUCCUUCUCCUCUGAACCUCAUUCAGCUGUGCCCAAUGUACUCCCCAGAGCAGGAAAACAUCUCCACCACCACCUCCACCAAAGUGCCAGUGAAGUAUGGAGAGCUCAUUGUGCUUGGGUACAAUGGCUCUCUGCCUAAUGGGGACAGAGGUCGACGUAAAAGCCGCUUUGCACUUUGUAAGAGACCGAAGGCAAACGGGGUGAAACCCAGCACAGUUCACGUCGCCUGCUCUCCACAGGCAGCCAAGGCCAUAAGCAACAAAGACCAGCACAGCAUCUCAUACACUCUGUCUCGAGCCCAGACGGUGGUGGUGGAGUACACCCAUGACAGCAAUACAGACAUGUUCCAGAUUGGUCGGUCAACGGAGAGUCCCAUAGACUUUGUAGUGACAGACACGGUGCCGGGCAGCCAGAGUAACUCAGACACCCAGUCGGUCCAGAGCACCAUCUCUCGCUUUGCCUGCCGCAUCAUCUGCGAGCGCACGCCGCCUUACACUGCCCGCAUCUAUGCAGCAGGCUUUGAUUCCUCCAAGAACAUCUUCCUCGGGGAGAAAGCUGCUAAGUGGAAGACGCCUGACAGUCAAAUGGACGGACUGACCACAAACGGCGUGCUGGUGAUGCACCCUCGAAAUGGCUUCACCCAGGACUCCAAACCGGGCGUCUGGAGGGAGAUCUCAGUCUGCGGCAACGUCUUCACCCUGCGAGAAACACGUUCGGCUCAGCAGCGGGGGAAAAUGGUGGAGACUGAGUCUCAGGAGCUCGUCGACGGCUCCCUCAUCGACCUGUGUGGCGCGACCCUGCUGUGGCGCACCGCCGAAGGCCUUUCGCGCACUCCUACCCUCAAACACCUGGAGGCGCUGCGACAGGAGAUCAACGCAGCCCGCCCUCAGUGUCCUGUGGGCUUCAACACGCUGGCCUUCCCCUCGAUGCGUCGCAAGGACACGCCGGACGAGAAGCAGCCGUGGGUCUACCUCCACUGUGGCCACGUGCACGGUUACCACAACUGGGGUAACCACCGCGAGGAGAGGGAGGGCCGGGAGGGCCGGCUCAGGGAGUGUCCCAUGUGCCGAGCUAAAGGGCCGUAUGUGCCGCUGUGGCUGGGAUGUGAGUCUGGAUUUUACGUGGACGCCGCACCGCCCACUCACGCCUUUAAUCCCUGCGGCCAUGUUUGUUCAGACAAGACAGCGGCUUUCUGGAGUCAGAUCCCACUGCCUCAUGGCACGCACACCUUCCACGCCGCCUGCCCUUUCUGUGCCCAACAGCUGAACGGCGAGCAGGGCUUCGUCAGACUGAUCUUCCAGGGACCUCUCGAUUAGCAGCAGCUACAACCUCUCAGCAUCCUGAGAGUUCUUUUGUUUGGACGCCGAAGCUGCAUUGAAAACAAACAGGGACUUGCCUGGAUUCGAUUUCUUUCUUCUACAGUUGCGAUACAAAACCUUUUUCUGGACUUUUUGACUUUUCUCAUUUUAAGUGACCUUUGUAUUGCUUUUUCAUGAAUGACAACAAAGAUUUCUAUAUUUUCAUGUGAAACCAGAGACACAAAAACCAAACAAAGAACACUGCUGGGUAAACCUUUUGUGUUUGUUUCCUCGGAAAGAACUUUUCACAACAGUAUUUAUCUAUCCGACUAACAUACUGUAGCGCAAAUGUACGUUUUUUUUAAAAUUCAUGUUUAUUGUUGCAAUAUACAUCUAUGUACAUCUCUUAGAGCUAAUUUAAACAAAGAUGUUUAUUUAUGGCCCAGGAACCAUUGCUUUAUUCUUUAUCUGUUGGAUAAGCCUAACUCCAAUACUAUUAAGCAUUUUAAUUUGAAGAUACAGUAUAUUGUUAUUCAGAUAUAAAGUUCUAGGUGUGUUCUGAGGGUUUGUUCUGUCUCUCUCUGUCUCUCUGUCUCUCUCUCAUGUUGACCUCUCAGAUCUGUUUGUUGUAUUUACACACCCUCCUCCUCUGGCGUCCUAACCCAUUCUGUGUGUCAUCCCUUCAUUCUCCCACAUUAUAGGUCUACUCACGAUUAAAAGCAAUAGAAUUGGAAUACAGUGACAUCCCAGAGCAUUGUGGGAAAUUGAGUCUUCUAGGUAUAAACACUCAGGCAGCCUGAAUGACUGCUUCUUCCCUUUUAAGUCCUGUGGGUUAUAUGUUUUUUUUUCUCCUUGUCUAAAGACGACCAUGAUGCUGCAGCAAUGUGGCUCAUUUCACACAUCACCCACACCAUGUAUGCAUAGUGUAACACUAUACCCAGUCUCUUAUUUUAAAAAAGAAUAUUGUAGGUAGAAAGGAACUUGCCCAUAAAACUUUGACAGAAAAAAAAAGUGCAGCAGACAAGGGUGGACUUUAUUCUGCCCCUCUGCUGGGAUGUUUGGGGAUUACCUGCACAGUUCCAGCUGCAAUAACCAACAUUAUUUCUGUCUCAUACAACACUGUGGUCAGCAUUGAUCUCAAAAUGUCACCACUUUUAAAACAAGAACAGAAAUCAUCAAGACUCUUCACCAAUGGUCAUGCAUUAUUAAAGAAUACUGACCAUAAUAGUACAUUUAUCUCAUAUUCACGAGGCUGUUUAGGAAGGAAAUGUGACAUGUGCUUGUUCUGUCACCUGAAUAGUCACAGUGCAGGAAGCCCCAAGCAUCGAAAACACCAAACAACACACAACUGUAGCUGUUUGACUCAGGUUUGACACAUGCAAAUGCAAGCAUGGCUUCAAAUUACAAAACUCCCUUUAUGAAUGUGUGUGUGUGUGAGAGAGUGAGAUCUUUCUUAUCAGGGCUUUGUAUUCAUUACUGCUUUUCCGUCACAAUCCUGUGUUACAGUGUCCUUCACGAGGGCUAAAAGGUCAUGUGCUUUUAUUUUGGAAAUCACGAUAGAUGUCGGGUCCGGACGUUCUCUGGAGUUUUCCGUUCACGUCUUUAUGACAGCUGUUGUGGGAUAUUGUUUUUACAACAGCAGAGGAAGCUGUGGAGGAUCCAGGUGAGAUGCUGGUGUCUUCUGCUGAGUCUUCACCUGAGCUCACGGAACAUAGGGGUGAUAAGAGAAACUCUGUAGUGAGGUUUCACAUGUACAGCCCCUCCAGAGAAUCUCCAUGCAUGUCUGAAAGCAGUAAAUGUAACUAAACAAGUUUGUUAACAGCUGUAGGGACGUUUCAACUUUAAACUGCUGAUUGUACCAGAUUAUAAUGACACAUUCUUGUUAUUAGAUAAAUGUAGGAUCACUCUGGUACAAGUGUGUCUGGUUUAAAUCUGUGUGUUCUAAAGGCAAAGGCUGGCAGUGGCCAAAGAAUAAAAAGAAACUGAGCAGAGUCUUAAUGUUAAUGUGGUGUUUGCAUUCAGUUGCUGGUUGUUUCAUCUCUGUCCUCUGCAGCCCAUGUGAGUCAUCAUUUUUAUAUCACUUCAGUAUGCACAAAGAUUCUGCAGGUAUCCUGUGUGUGUGUGUGUGUGUGUGUGUGUGUGUGAGAGAGAGAGAGAGAAUGAGGUUGUAAUUGUUUGUGUGCAGUCCUCAUUUUGUGUGUCUUGACUGUUUCCAUCAGUAUUUCCCCAGUGUUUGUAACUGCAACACACUAAGUCACCUCAGGGAGACAAACAAUAAUUGGUCACUUAUGCACUCACGCACAGCUCAAGUCUUCUGAGGAUUUCUCAUUGAUUCAUUUUAAAUGCUGUGUUUCCGCAUUUAAAGUCUCGAGCGUUUCCUCUUCUUGUUUUGCGUUUCAGUCGUGGACUCUGUCUGUCUCUCCGUCUGUCUGUCUAUAAAGUGUGUGAGUAAGGGCUUCACUCUUGUCUCUGAACUGUUAUCAACCGUCUUUUUCUUUUCUUUUUUGAUCAGACAUGUGUCCAUCAGUCCACCCGUCUCUAUCUCACCGCACUCCACUUGCUCUUCUCCUGUCUGUCCGUCUCUCUGUCUGUCUGUUGUCUCCUUGUGCUUAUUAAGUCAAAAGCAAAGAAUGUUUCCAGCAAACACUUUUUGUAACAACUUUAAACAAUAAAGUGUAAAAGUGA